GGAAAGUGACAGGUUUUGUCACUGAGCUGUGGGAGGAGUUAACGAGGCGCAGGUGGGAGUGGUUCAGUAAUCACCGUGGAGGGAACUGUGGAUGAAGAACUGUGGAUGAAGAACUGUGGCUCUGAAGUACAGGACGUGGAGCACAGGGCGGAAAGACAAUAUCUGACACAAGAAAAAAAAAACCAGGAACCUAUAAUGAUGGACAGUGGGCAGAAACACCAAGGAACAAGACUGGAGCGGUGGUCUUUAACCCGGACCCUGAGCACUGAUUGGCCAUGUGGAUGCUUAGCAACCAAUUGGAGGGCAUGAGAACUACUAUUGCCACACACGGUGCACUGCACCACAACAGGGCAAAAGAGGUGCAGUAACCACGGCUGGACUGGAGGAAAGAGUCAUGUCGACAAUUCUGAUGGAGGAAAUCACAUGCUUAUCGCAGCGCCUCGGAGUCAAGUUGAUUGUGUCCACCUGCUCAUCAGACAGAACAGAUGCUCAAUCCUCAUCCCUGUGGGAUUUUACAGCAGUAACCUGCAGACCAUACAGGACCAGACCACCAGGCGUUGACACGGAAAAGCACCGCUGAUCCGGAGCAGGGAUAUCCCGUCUGCCAUCCAUCCGCACUUCCACCGCUGCACCAACGCUGACUGCGCUGCCCCGGGUGUGAAAACCAGACUGGCUAGAGCGUUACCUGCUGUUGUUGUCAAGGAAACAAACAGUCCUGUCCUGUUACUAUGGGGAAACAAAACAGCAAGCUGCGGCCAGAGAUGCUGCAGGACCUCCGGGAGAAUACUGAGUUCUCUGACCACGAGUUGCAGGAGUGGUACAAAGGUUUCUUAAAGGAUUGCCCCAGUGGAACACUGAAUGUUGAGGAGUUCAAGAAGAUUUAUGCCAAUUUUUUCCCCUACGGCGACGCCUCUAAGUUUGCCGAGCAUGUCUUCCGGACCUUUGACACCAACGGCGAUGGAACGAUAGAUUUCCGGGAGUUCAUCAUUGCCCUCAGUGUGACGUCCCGGGGGAAGCUGGAGCAGAAGCUGAAAUGGGCCUUCAGCAUGUACGACCUGGAUGGAAACGGUUACAUCAGCCGUGAGGAGAUGCUGGAGAUCGUGCAGGCCAUCUACAAGAUGGUGUCGUCUGUGAUGAAGAUGCCAGAAGAUGAAUCCACGCCAGAGAAGAGGACGGAUAAAAUCUUCAGGCAAAUGGAUCUCAACAAUGACGGCAAACUGUCCCUUGAGGAGUUCAUCAAAGGUGCCAAAAGCGACCCCUCCAUCGUCCGGCUACUCCAGUGCGACCCCAGCUCGGCCUCCCAAUUUGCGGAGAGCUUGUGA
This is a messenger RNA of Cynoglossus semilaevis (tongue sole), 1322 nucleotides long. RefSeq names its product hippocalcin-like protein 1. The transcript is spliced from 9 exons. Lineage: Eukaryota; Metazoa; Chordata; Actinopteri; Pleuronectiformes; Cynoglossidae. Gene Ontology annotation, molecular function: calcium ion binding. The record is from RefSeq and is a predicted model, not a curated record. Bases 729 to 1322 code for a protein of 197 amino acids.